This is a messenger RNA of Tuber aestivum (summer truffle), 2267 nucleotides long. NCBI's taxonomy places the organism in Eukaryota, Fungi, Ascomycota, Pezizomycetes, Pezizales, Tuberaceae. The record is from the annotation of a GenBank genome assembly.
GCAGUUCCUGUAACAACAAACAGUGAUCUUACGACCUGAUUCACUUGGUACCCAACCUCUUGCCACGCAAAAGCCUUUCGGCGGUCAAACCAUCCUCAUAACCUCUUUGUCUUGGGCCUUCAUUGUAUUCACCCCAGUCCGGUGCUUUCUGAUUGCCUUCGGGUAUUAUCCUCGUGCUAACGUUCUUUGAGUCAGGUCUACCCACCUCAUUCUCUUACGUCAUCUUCGUUGUGGAAAAUGGCCAACGGACUCGAUCCCCACUACCUGGCUGCCUUGAUGAAUUUCGCAACCGCACAGACUGGGUACCAAGUUGCACACGAUCCAGACGAAGAUUACCUUUGGCCGGAAGACACAAUUAUCUAUGAACCAAAACCCAAGAUUCGCACCUUUCCUAUCUUGGAUACUUUUGCGAGCAUAUCCGUCUCCCAGGAAAAAUCAGAGUCUAUCGCCAUAGCUCUACAGUUCCACCGACAGGAGCAAGCGGUUCAUCUCACAAUCGCGGGGAACGAUGCAGUUAGGGGGGACCUUGCCGAACACCUUAUGAAAAUUUGGGGAAAGUUGCAAGUCCUCUCCAGCGAGUAUGCACACCAAGAGGGCAGGAUCGGGGAAUGCGGGGCGAACGGGGCGAAUCCAAAUGAAACGGUACGUUCGACAACGGUAGAGAUAUUUCGCGCAAUACACGAGUUCUCUUUUCAAAAACUGGUGAAGCGAGCGAGGAAGUGGUGGCCAGAUCUACUCAUUCUCGUCCAGCAGUUGUACAAACGCCGCGGUGGUCAGUUACAAGGGAUUGACCUGAACCUCUUGCAUGCGGCCACUGGGUUCUACGAGGGAUUGCGCUUGCUUGGUAGGCUUCGCAAUAAAGAAGAAACUCCACUCACAGAGAUUGAGUGGGAAACAAUUUACAAGGAGAGCGCAUUGGCCUAUAGCAAGGCACGGCUUGUUCUUGCUGAUGGUAAUGGGUCCGGCUGUGAGAAUUUGGCGAACGAGUUCCAAGGUAUUCUUAUUCUGCUAUGGGUGGGAUUUCGUUAUUAGAGCCUUUGAGCUAACCCAGCUUCUGUUCUAGAUGUUCAUCCGGGUAGCCCUUUCCAGCUUAGGCGUGCACUAGAGAAACUUACAGCUUUAACCCGCCAUGCACAAUGGUUAAUCGCUUAUGCCAAAUCCCCCCAUUUACGGUCCUCCUUGCGAUACCAGUUGUCCGUCUCGGUUGUCCCGAACCAGACUCGCACAGUGAUCCUACCCACAUCGCAAGGGGAUUGGGAUUCUAUAUUGGAGGCUCUCGGUGUCGAGUACGAGCACGACCACGGAGAGAGUGAUUCGAGGCUGCUCUUUGAAAACUUUCACGAAACUAACCACUUAUGCCCGGUCCACUGCGAGUCUAAGGUCAUCCAGCACCUCGAGGCCAAGCACGGCAAUCAGUGGGACAUUGUCGCACCAGGUAGUUACAUUGCUGUCUCGAAACCCACAUGCGCUGCCUGUAAAAUCUGGAUAGAGGCCUUUAACAGGCUCGGGGGGCGACAGUUCCACAUCAGAGGCUCUGACGACGGGAAAUGGGUGUGGCCUUGGGGCAUGCCUACAUUAAAAGAGGACACACUAGAGGAGUCUCUUGUGAGAGAAUUUUCGAAACAGUAUCUUGAGAGCCAGCGAGUAGCCUCUCUCAAGAGGGAAAGGAGUAGGUGUCAACAGCUUGGUUACUGGAGUCCAAUGGGUGUAGCGAUUGAGAGAAUGAUAGACCCCGAACUACCGUUGACCGGUGAAGUUAUGCUUAAGUUGCUUAGUCAAUUAUAAGCUUGCCUUCUUAAAACCGUCUCUCCGAUGUUCUGCUGGCAGGGAAGGGUGAUCGUUCUGGAAACAAAAGUCACCAGGGGGGUGGCCCAGAUUGACCAUCUCUCGCCAGUUAGCUUGCAUCUGGUACCUCUGCUUCUAUAGGCGGAAUAUGCCCCUCGUCAUCAGUUACCUUAAAGCUCAUAUCUCGAAAACUAGGCUUAGGCAAUUCACAUUCGAAAAUCUUUCCUUGCACUUGCACCUUCUGUAUUGUGUAGUGUUGUUUCCUAUCUACUUUGUGCAAAUGUUUCGGUGGAACCUGGGGGUAAGAGCGUGUAAUUAAAAUUUGGGCUAGUUGGCGAUCCUCAUUAGGGCGCAUUGUGUGUACUAGCAGAGCCAGUCUCCGCGCUUGUUUUCUCAAUCGUGUGUAGUGGAAAACAAAAAGAGAGAAGGGCAACGAGGAGACUGCUCAAUACCGGAAUCAAAUCAAUAGUAGUAAUUUGCAC